UUCACACUCGACAAGAUGUUUGGGUUUAUGAAAUCUAAGCAAAAGCCAGCUGACUCACCAGCUGAUGCCGAGGACAAGAACCCGAUUUCACCUAGAAGGACUACCUCUGAUCCUGUGCUGUUAUCAGAUUCCAUAGAAGAUGACAAUGGUAAGGGCAGAAAAAAGCGAACUCCGGCAUCCACUAGGGCGUCACGGGCAAGGAAUCACGAUAAAUAUAAGGAUGAUUUCCGUGACUCCGGCGGGCUGCAAGCCCAGACCAUGGAAGACCUCGAAGGGUACGCCGUCUACAAGGCCGAAGAGACGACGGACAGUGUCAAUAACUGCUUGAGGAUUGCCGAGAACAUCCGAGAGGAUGCUUCGAAGACUCUCGAUACUUUGCAUCAGCAAGGCGAGCAAAUCGAAAGGACCCACCAAAUGGCUGUCGGCAUAGAUAAGGAUUUGAGUAAGGGUGAGAAGCUUUUGAAUGAUCUAGGGGGUGUGUUUUCUAUGCCUUGGAAACCAAAGAAGACUCGAGAUAUUACUGGUCCUGUGAUCACCGCAGAUGAUAACAAGAAAAACAAACCCGGGACAAAGGAGCAGAGAGAAAAGUUGGGUCUGGAUCCUGUACAUAAGUCUAAGGGCGGAAGUAAGACAACUAUGUCGGAACCAGAACCGACCGAUGCCAUACAGAAAGUUGAGCUCGAGAAGAGAAAGCAAGAUGAUGCGCUUUCGGAUUUAAGUGAUAUCUUGGGUGAUCUAAAGGGCAUGGCUGUCGACAUGGGAUCCGAACUCGAUAGACAAAACAAAGCCCUUGAUCAUCUCAACGAUGAUGUGGAUGAACUGAAUAACCGAGUGAAAGGUGCCAAUGCACGCGCACGUAAAUUGCUUAACUAAAAACAGUUGCAGAGCUUACCAAAUUCUAUUUUCACAGUAUUUAACAAGUUUUUAACAUUUCCUUUUCUCGAAUUUUCCG
This is a messenger RNA of Hibiscus syriacus, 952 nucleotides long. RefSeq names its product putative SNAP25 homologous protein SNAP30. The record is from RefSeq and is a predicted model, not a curated record. Gene Ontology annotation, cellular component: plasma membrane; SNARE complex. NCBI's taxonomy places the organism in Eukaryota, Viridiplantae, Streptophyta, Magnoliopsida, Malvales, Malvaceae. Gene Ontology annotation, molecular function: SNAP receptor activity. The transcript is spliced from 5 exons. Bases 16 to 873 code for a protein of 285 amino acids.